Balaenoptera acutorostrata (minke whale) is the source of this 584-nucleotide messenger RNA. RefSeq names its product coiled-coil-helix-coiled-coil-helix domain containing 1 (gene CHCHD1). The coding region runs from base 43 to 399 and encodes 118 amino acids. Gene Ontology annotation, molecular function: RNA binding. Gene Ontology annotation, biological process: mitochondrial translation. Lineage: Eukaryota; Metazoa; Chordata; Mammalia; Artiodactyla; Balaenopteridae. The record is from RefSeq and is a predicted model, not a curated record. The transcript has 3 exons. Gene Ontology annotation, cellular component: mitochondrial ribosome; nucleoplasm; mitochondrion.
UCACGCACGGCGCCGCAGAGCCUGCCGGGAGCUCGGUGAGCAAUGGCGACGCCCAGUCUCCGGGGUCGGUUAGCACGGUUUGGAAACCCGCGGAAGCCCAUACUGAAGCCCAAUAAGCCCCUCAUCCUAGCUAACCAUGUCGGGGAACGGCGCCGGGAGAAGGGCGAGGCGACUUGUAUCACGGAGAUGUCAGUAAUGAUGGCUUGCUGGAAGCAGAAUGAAUUCCGCGACGAAGCUUGCAAAAAAGAGAUCCAGGACUUCUUCGAUUGUGCUUCGAGGGCUGAGGCAGCCCGAAAAGUGAGAUCAAUCCAGGAGGACCUGGGAGAGUUGGGGAGUUUGCCCCCCAAGAAAUUGAAUAAGUUGUUAUGUAGGUUUCCUAACAAACCUCAUGUCAGCUGAAAAUGGAGAAGCAUUUUCAAUGACUGGACUGUAGCUUCUGAGAACUAUGCAGAGGCAUUUUAGAGAUAUUUGCACUGCCAUGCUCUGUUUGAAGAGUAGGAGGCAAAACACUUUCUUUUACCCUUUGGAAUCAUUAUGUGGGUGGAAAUUAUGCUUUAUGUUGAAAUAAAAUCCUCUGAAGAGAA